AUGGCCCUUGAAAAUAAAGCCAAUGCGGAUGACACCGUCCCUUCCUCAUCGAGCCGCGUGAUUCGUACUACUGGCAAACUGAAUCCAGAAGAUUGCCCCAAAUCUGCCUCUCCAGAGCGCCGUGCCUUGUUGAAGAAGAAACUUUUGGACGAAAACAUUCCCCCGCUGCGAGAGCCUCACGUCCUGGAACUACACGCGUCACUCGUGGCUUUUUCCAUCUUGACAUCAUCCUCCAUAAGUCAACAUAAAUGGCUGUGGUAUUCAUUUAAAACACCACGGAGAAUUGGAGACUUUGACACGAUUGACCAGGCAUCUCGAGGAGCUUGGGGCAACGCAUGCCUUCCGUUCAACCUCAAAGGGCUUCUUCAUAUUGCGAUAUUCGGUGCGGUAUUGACGAUCUUGACUCUUGCAUUCGAUGUAUUCACCCAGUAA
Penicillium cinerascens is the source of this 432-nucleotide messenger RNA. RefSeq names its product DUF3176 domain-containing protein. The transcript has a single exon. The record is from RefSeq and is a predicted model, not a curated record. The coding region runs from base 1 to 432 and encodes 143 amino acids. Lineage: Eukaryota; Fungi; Ascomycota; Eurotiomycetes; Eurotiales; Aspergillaceae.